CACACACACACACCACGCCUCACCUCUCCAGAAAAGGAGACAUAGAAGAAGAAAGAGAAAAAAGAAGAAGAAAAAUGGCAUCUUCUACCUCAUCCUCCGCCCUUCUCCUCCUUCCUGGCCUCGCUUCUGUUUCUCCCUCGAAGGCGCGAGUUUUCUUCGCUUCCCCCAUCAGCCCCUCCUCCCCACUCUCGACCUCCACCUGCAUCAACGCCUCCUCUCCACGGCGGUCCUUGCCCCCUGCUCCUCGCGCCGCCGCCGGCGGCGGUGACAAGGACAACCGCGUGCAGGAGCUGAGGGUGCCUGAUUCUUGGCUCACGCCUGCAGGAGCAGCGCAGGAAUCUGAAUGGCUGAGGGGAACACUUCACAAGUGGCUGGACGACGAGUACUGCCCGGAGCCAGCAAACGUGGACAUCAGCAACACCGCCGCAAGGUCGUACCAAGAGUCCCUGACGGCGAAGCAAUCUGACGUGGGAGAGAUCCUGAUGAAGAUGGUCGGGGAUCUGCAGGAGCUGUCGUACCAAGAGAGCUUCCACGGGGCCUUCUCCGCUGCCAACGCCGCGGUGCGCUUGAUAACGCAGAGGAUGGAGUCGUCAGCCGGUGACUGAUCGUUGACGGACACAGCUGGCCGAUCAGGCAAUGGCUGGCUCAGGUCUGGCUGCCCCGAGCAUCCUCAUGUUUAGCGUUUCGGGGUGAUGCGGCAUGUUUGUCCACGGGAAGGCAAUCUGAAUCUGCUUUGUUUCACGGGGAAAAUGAUGUAAUUCUGAUGCAGAUUAGCUUGUGAAUUACCUGGUGUUGGCAUUGGCAAGUGGUCUAUCCAAUUUGAAUCCAAAUGA
This is a messenger RNA of Hordeum vulgare subsp. vulgare (domesticated barley), 833 nucleotides long. RefSeq lists its product as uncharacterized. Lineage: Eukaryota; Viridiplantae; Streptophyta; Magnoliopsida; Poales; Poaceae. The transcript is spliced from 2 exons. Bases 75 to 605 code for a protein of 176 amino acids. The record is from RefSeq and is a predicted model, not a curated record.